Molecule: messenger RNA, 1439 nt
Organism: Biomphalaria glabrata
Lineage: Eukaryota; Metazoa; Mollusca; Gastropoda; Planorbidae
Exons: 3
Coding region: 49-711 (220 amino acids)
Source: RefSeq, a predicted model, not a curated record
CGCUGUUCUAAGCUGCCACACACUAACAUAGUAACUGCAAGUAAGGUGAUGGCCGAACAAAUAAACGUAAUGCCUGAGCAAGCUAACGUAAUACCUGAACAGGCAAACCUAAUGCCUGAGCAAGUAAGUCAUGUGUUAGUAGAAAACAGUUGUCCAGAAGUUGAUCACAUAUCCUCACCCAAUCGGUCGUGGCUCCAUCCAAGAAAGAGCAUUAGUUCAGAGCAGGUCUCUUCGCGAAGAAUUUCCAGGACCUCAUCACUUCCUACUGUUUUGACUCCCAGACCUACUAGCAUAUCUAUGGCUCCACUGGGACUUAGCAUGUUCUCUCAUAUUUUGUCCGUGGCUCAACAAUUUCUCUUUUAUUUCCUGAGAGGUGGACUGAGUUCUGUCAUGUUUAUCUCGGACCUUUUCAUUAACUUUAUCAUCUUUGUCCUCGCAGGCAUAAUGCAUAUUCCAGGCGCCGCAACUCUAGGGGCCUUUGCUAAAAGUGUAAUAUUCUUGACUCAAAUGCUCUUGUGGCUAUUCGUGUCGGCUGUGGAACUGUUUUUCUACACCCCUAUGUACCUACAACUUCCCUACCUCCUGGCCAUUGCACUAGUCUACUACAUCACACCAAACGUCGUCAAAGAAUGCAUCAAUGCAUUGGUAUGGGCGUCUUUCAAAUUCUUUAGUCUGGUCAAGAAAGCAUUUUUAGCUUCUGCUAUUUACUAGAGUCCAUCAGAACCACCAAAGAGUCUCCCAUCUACACACUAACAGGACUAUGUCCAAGUACUUACAUUAUGGUCAAGUACAGAAAAUAUCACCAAACUCUAACAUUGUAUUCAUGAACAUUGAAUAUCACCAAACUCUAACAUUGUAUUCAUGAACAUUGAAUAUCGCCAAACUCUAACAUUGUAGUCAUGAACAUUGAAUAUCACCAAGCACUUUCUUUGUAUGUCAAUCUAAAAGAUCACUAAGACCUCCUGUAUGUCAGGAUAUAAUAUGUGCACCUUCGAGUGUAGUACACCGCUUCCUAGUCUGACAUCAAUUGCAGUGAUGAUGUAAUUAAAACCUUGGAGAAUCGUUACUGUUGGAAGUUUGUUGAAAAACAAACCAACAAGUUAACAUUGAAUUUUAACUAUUCACUAAUUAAUUAGUUCUGUGAUUUCUAUUCAAACGUAUGUCGCCACCCGUUUCUUCGAAUUUGGGCAGAGUGUCCCACCCGCUGUCUUGUCUGGAGCCGGAACUAUCUCGGUUUAAAUAGGAACUUUAUAGGAUCAUGCAUUUAAAAAUCGUAUGCAAAGGAAAUGUGAAUUUAUGCAACUGAGAUGUGAACUUAUGCAACUGAGAUGUGAACUUAUGCAAUUGAGAUGUGAACUUAUGCAAUUGAGAUGUUAUUUUUUAAACAAAAAGCUAAUAAAUAAAUAUUACUGUUUAUAAGAAAAAAUGUUUAUUGACUA